This is a messenger RNA of Paramecium tetraurelia, 1092 nucleotides long. RefSeq lists its product as uncharacterized. The transcript has 5 exons. The record is from RefSeq and is a predicted model, not a curated record. Gene Ontology annotation, molecular function: protein binding. Lineage: Eukaryota; Ciliophora; Oligohymenophorea; Peniculida; Parameciidae.
AUGUUAUAAAAGGCUUAUUAAAAGAGCCUUGUUGAUUAAUAAACGCCUUAAUUUAUAAAAUUGUCAAAUACUUUCUAAAAUCUCAGAAAAUAAGCAUUCCAUGUAUAGAUGACUGUGUGCAAUUUGAUCAAGGAAAGGGGAAAUGCAUUUUAUAAAUAGAAUGAUUUUUAGACUGCUUGCUAAAUUUAUGAAGAGCUUUAUUAAUUUUUGGAGUUCAAAGAAUGCAAAAGUAGCACUCUGUUUUUAGUAAAAUACAAUGGGAAAACUCCAGAAGAAUCGACUCUACUAAAUUAACUCAAAAUAGCCAUUUUGAAUAACAUGUCAGCCACUCUUCUCAAACUUAAAUUGUAUUAAUAAACUAUAGAAAUCACAACUUAUGUGUUGCACUACGAUCCCAACUCAGCAAAAGCUUUAUUUCGAAGAGGAAAAGCUCUAUUAUCACUCACUCCUCUGAGCAAUGAAAAUCUCUCGGCCUCUAUUGAAGAUCUCAAGAAGGCCUCGCAAAUUCAAGAAGAUGAGCUAAUUCGAAGCACAUAUUAAUAAGCUAUAGAAACUAUGAAUAAUAGAUAAUUAAACCCUAUAAAUUUAAUUGAAAAUGCUAAUUUAAACUAUGAAAUUGAUUAUUCGAAGGAAGUCCCAGAAGAGAUUAAUGAAGUCAAAUAGUUUACAGAGAUUAAGGGGAUGGAAAUGCUGAAAGACCUGUAGAAAUAAGGAAAGAUUAAGGAGGCAAAUGAAUUUUUAUAAGAGUUGAAUCAAAUUCAGGAAGCCAAGAAGUAAUUGGAAAGAAUAAGCAGAAUCAAUUUCGAUAAACCAAAGCCAUAUCUUUAUGAGACUAUUAAAAGAUUGGGUGUAAAUUCUUUGUAAUUGUAACAAGAAUUCAAGAACAUUCAAUAUCAACAGCUCUAGGACAUAAGAAAUAAAUUGAAAUAAUGGAAUUAUUGUUAUUCAAAAAAAGAUCUUAAUAUAAAUAAUUAAGGACUUUAAGGAGAAUAAUAGGAGUAUCCUUCAGAGAAUAAAACUUAAAAUAUCUUAUUAAUUUUAGGAGGACUUAUUCUAUUUAUUUUAAUAGGUGUAUUUGCAGCUGGAACAUGA